AUGACUCCCGAGGUGUACCGAGUCGUCCGAGAACAGUGCUGUGACAAACUCAGACAGUUUUUCGAUAUCGUUGCAACGCCCAUUGAAGGACCCGAGAAGAAAGACUUUGGAGACCUUGACUUCUUCGUCGCUCUUUCCAAUCUGAAUGAAUACCCUCCCGAGAAGCCGGCCCAGGUUGCCAUUGAACUUCUGGGCGCGGUUCGGCACAAGAUGGAGCAGGCCAAAGUCGUCGCCAUGGCCAUCCCCUACCCCGAAGAACUUCAUACGGGCUCCGAGACUCCCCAGUACAUUCAAGUCGACGUACACAUCUACCAGGAUCACCGCGACGUCGAGUGGAUGCUUUUCAAGCACGCCCACGGAGACCUCUGGAACCUCCUCGGCUCGUCCAUCCGCCACCUGGGUCUCACGGUGGACGAGCAGGGCCUCUGGGUGCGCAUUCAAGAGGUCGAGCACCAGAACAAGAAAUUGGCCAGAGUUCUACUGACCCGGAAGCCAUCCGAGAUUCUGGAGUUCCUCGGCCUUGCAGCCGACGGCGGCCAGUGGACGACGCCUUUCAAGAGCAAGGAAGACCUCUUCGAGUACGCGGCCAGCUGCCGCUUCUUCUGGGUCCGGCCGGCGAGAUCGGACGAAGACGCCACCGGAGGUAGCGAGACGGACAAGGCCAAGCUGAAGGCCAACGACCGACGACGCAUGAAGCAGCGCCCCCUGUUCCGGCAGUGGACCGAAGAGUUCAUGCCCAAGUGCCGGGAGGAAGGCCGCUUUUCCGAACCUAGAGCUACACGAGAACAAGUACGAGAAGAAGCAUUCGAGCGAUUUAUUGGCUCAAGAGAAGCGUACGACGCGCGCCUACUGGCUUGGCAGAUCCAACGACAACGAGAGACACUCUGGAACGGCAUAAUCAAGCCCUCCCUGCCUGACUGUCUCGAACAGCAAUACCGAAGCCUGGUUGCCUCCGCCCUGAAGAAGAUCAUCCUGAACGGCGACACGUCGUUCAUCAUCCAAGCACCGGCCGACCUCAAGGACGCCGACGGUCUAUUCAAUGAGGACAAGGUCAGGGACUGGGUCUUAAACCACUGGAAGGCAGUUGGAGACGCAGCCGCCGCCAUUCACGCCCAGAGAUUUGCCGCAUCCAAAGCCAAGAAAGAGAGCACUGAUACCAAGCGAACGGUCUCAGGCUCGAAGAAGGUAGCGGAUGAGACCGUUUCAGACGAGAAGGUCUCAGACGAGAAGGCCACAGACGAGCAGGCUACAGACGAGAAGGCUAAAGACGAGAAGGCCUCAGACGAGAAUGAAAGAAUACAUGCGUGUCGGCUCAAGGGCUACGCGAGGUCUUGUUAA
Messenger RNA from Anthostomella pinea, 1338 nucleotides. The record is from the annotation of a GenBank genome assembly. Lineage: Eukaryota; Fungi; Ascomycota; Sordariomycetes; Xylariales; Xylariaceae.